This is a messenger RNA of Cladophialophora yegresii CBS 114405, 1218 nucleotides long. RefSeq lists its product as uncharacterized. Gene Ontology annotation, biological process: cell wall mannoprotein biosynthetic process; protein N-linked glycosylation. Lineage: Eukaryota; Fungi; Ascomycota; Eurotiomycetes; Chaetothyriales; Herpotrichiellaceae. Gene Ontology annotation, molecular function: alpha-1,6-mannosyltransferase activity. The transcript is spliced from 5 exons. Bases 1 to 1218 code for a protein of 405 amino acids. Gene Ontology annotation, cellular component: mannan polymerase complex. The record is from RefSeq and is a predicted model, not a curated record.
AUGCUGCUCCCUAAAGGUGGCGUGACCUGGAAGUCCGCCAAAGCCAGGUUACCUCCCUGGAAGGCGAUAUUAAUGUUCUUGACUCGGACAAGAUUCCUGGUUGCGGUGGCAUUGACGGGCCUGAUUGUUUUACUAUGGCGGGGAAUCAGUGUAUCAACACAACAGAUGUCAAAUUUCUAUUGCUUUGGGCCUUCAAAACCGCCCACUCAAAUGACAAAGAACGAAAUGGCGGCAUGGAACCAACACCUCCAGACGCCUGUCCUCUUCAACCACCAUGAACCCUAUCAGGUCAACGCCAGCACCAUCGAACGGAUCGACCUGAAUCCCAUCGUUUCCACCCCCCGAGCACUGAGCAAUAAGGAACGAGUGCUUAUCCUCACCCCUCUGCGCGACGCAGCACCGUACUUGAUCAAAUACUUCGACCUGCUAUCUGAACUCACAUAUCCACACGACUUGAUUGAUUUAGCAUUCCUGGUCGGCGAUUCCGUCGAUGAUACCCUGGCCGUACUUUCCGCAGAGUUGAAUCGCAUCCAGCAAAGGACAGACAAGAUUCCAUUCCACAGCGUCCUGAUCGUGGAGAAGGACUUUGGGUCCAGCCUCGACAUGAACGUCGAGUCGCGACAUGGAUUCGCCGCUCAGGGUCCAAGGAGAAAAGCAAUGGGAAGAGCGAGGAACUACCUUCUUUCUGCAGCCCUGAAGCCCGAACACAGCUGGGUCUACUGGCGGGACGUGGAUAUUGUGGAUUCCCCCAAGAAGAUUAUCGAGGAUUUCGUCGCACAUGAUCGCGAUAUCCUAGUCCCCAAUAUCUGGUUCCAUCGCUACGAGAACGGCCGCGAUAUCGAAGGCCGUUUCGACUACAACAGCUGGAUCGAAUCCGACAAGGGCCGUCGUCUAGCUAAUUCGCUGGACAAGAACGUGGUCUUGGCAGAGGGUUAUAAAGAGUACGAUACCGGCCGCACAUACAUGGCCCGCAUGGGCGACUGGAGGCACAACAAGGACGAAGAGAUCGAGCUGGAUGGCAUUGGGGGUGUAAAUAUCUUGGUCAAGGCCGACGUACAUCGGUCUGGCAUCAACUUCCCUUGCUACGCGUUCGAGAAUCAAGCCGAAACAGAGGGUUUCGCGAAGAUGGCCAAGCGGGCCGGAUACCAGGUCGUGGGAUUGCCGAAUUACGUCGUUUGGCAUAUCGACACGGAAGAGAAACCCGGGAACGCCGCAUAG